Messenger RNA from Onychostoma macrolepis, 2454 nucleotides. RefSeq names its product telethonin. Gene Ontology annotation, biological process: cardiac muscle contraction; cardiac muscle tissue morphogenesis; sarcomerogenesis. The coding region runs from base 632 to 1156 and encodes 174 amino acids. Gene Ontology annotation, cellular component: Z disc. NCBI's taxonomy places the organism in Eukaryota, Metazoa, Chordata, Actinopteri, Cypriniformes, Cyprinidae. The record is from RefSeq and is a predicted model, not a curated record. The transcript is spliced from 3 exons. Gene Ontology annotation, molecular function: protein-macromolecule adaptor activity; titin binding; titin Z domain binding.
AUAACAAUACCUCUAUUUACUCAUUGUGACCAUGUGACACUGAAGUAGAUUUCUCUUUAUGUAAAUUAAAACGCUAGUAUUCAAUUCAGGACAAGUCCAUUGUCCGAUGUGACGUUGUAUAGCUUCUUCCGCGUUAAUAAAAAAAACAAAAAAACAAUUCUGUUAAUAAAUGUCAGUGUUAUUGUAACUUUAGUAGGCUACGGUUACUGUCAGGCAUAAAAGACACAUUUAACAUUCUUCAUUUUCACGCAAAAACACUACAAGACAAAUCAGCUCAAAUACAGACCAGGUAGUAGUGCCUUAAAGCCUAAUGUGUUGCCUACCUAGACCGCAUUUUUCGGUAUAACAAGCACCCCAAAAUCAGAACGACGACUUCAAAUAGUUCGGUAUUUACAGUAGGUGUGGUACAAUAUGUUUUAAUAAACUCACCUCACCUUUCACUGCACUCGUGUCUGGAGUCUGUUCUGCUCCACCGCAGUGAUUAUCACACGCGCAUCUGAUAAUGAAGAUGCUGCUGAAGAUUCUUGGAUGAUCGACAGACAGUCUGGUUUACAUCCCCGCCCAUUCACCUCGAUCGUGAAGAGGUGCAGUGAGUUACAACCGUCAUGUUCCACAAGGCUCACUGGAUGAGAUGCAUUGCCUGAGCAGGAAGCCCAGGUCAUAUCUGCUGAACUCCUACAGUGAUUUUCAGGAGACUGAUGAGAUUGCCAGAGAAUCAUAUGAGGCCACCUGGUUAGACCUACUGAUGGAGACGAGACCAGAAUACAAGAGGACACUUGUGGAGAAGGACUCAAUGAGAAAGGAGAGCUAUGAAAGCAAGCAGGUGGUUCAUUUCAAAGUGAGAAGAUUCCUAAACCAAACCAUUCACAUGGGGAGAGAGGGGGAGCCACUGCAGGAAUAUCAUUUACCUUACAGAAACAUUCUUCCAAUACCAAUAUUUGUGCCCAGAGAUGUCACGCAGCCUGACGUUACCCGUGAGAUAAAAUCCACCAUGGACUCUGAGACUAGUUUAAAUGGACUUUGCCUUCAGAAGAGAGAAGUCUCGUCCAUCAUCAAACAUAAGCCAAUGGUAAUCCAACCCAGGAGUCCAGACUUCAGAGCGUCUAGCCUCAUCUCUCCCCCACGAGACACACUCGGCUUCCAGCGACGAGAGUGAUGAGCUGAUGAAAGCUGUCUGCCAUCAUGGACACGGAUACAAUGACAAGUAUGGUGGGUGACCUCAUGCAUACUUAAAUACCAAAGCCGUCAAGAGACCUACAUGCUCACAAUUUGUUUUCAUCUGAGACUACCAGAGAAACCUUAUCAAAGGAAGAUACCACAAAAAAAGUUAAUGUCAUGCUAUUUAACCACAUGUUUUAUCAUUUGAAACAUUAUCAUUGUGCUUUAUGUAUUUAUUUACAAUAAAUGCCACUUGGUGUGCUAUUUAAGACAAUAACAUUAUUCAUUUUCUAAAUGUGGCUUAAGUGUCCAAAUCCUUGCAAAACAAAUGGGGAAAUAUUUAGUAAUGGUCUUAAACCUGAAUAUUAUAAAUGAAAUGAGUCUAAAUUGAAUGUAAUUUUUAAUUGUGAUCUAUAUUUGAUGUUUAAGGAGCUUUUGAUCUAUUUCUCAGCAGGUUUACAAUGAACUGCAGGACAGACAUCUCUGAUAGACAACCAUCAUCUAUUCAAAACAGUUAGUUCUUGGAAAUAAAUGCAAUAAAUAAAAACUUUCUUCACUGUAAAUCUCAUUUAUAUGUAUUUAUGAAACCAUGGCAAACAAUAAAACAAACAAACCUGAGUCAAGCAAACUGUAAUAUAUUCUUUCUUGUCAGAAAACAUAUUACACGUCAGUAACCUCAUUUUUAUUUUUGUGGUACAUAUUAGUUAUGAACCGUCUUUAGACUGAAAAUGAAUAAAUUGUCUAUUAUAGUUAAUCAGUAAUGCAACAAAUAUGAAAGCAUUUGAUUAGUCUGCUUUCUACUUGAUCCAAAAAACUGAAAGAAAAGAAAAAUAGAACUCAGAAGCACAAAAAAAUCUGCCUAACAAAACAUACACUCUCAUGUUCUGAUAUGAUUGUCAAAGACUCAAGGCUCAAGCGGUUUCACAAAAACGUUUGGCAUCAUAAAUAGUUGAUAAAUAAAUCAUGGGGAUACUUUGGAUAAGCAAAGGAAAACAUUUAAGGAAGAAAAUUCUUGUUUUAUAUAGAGAUCUACACUCCUCACAGUCUGCUGGAGUUUGACGAUGCCCCUUUUAGAGUCUCUUCUGCCCUCUUGUGUUUCUGCAGGGUGACCUGGAGCUGCCAGUACCUGAGAUACAGCCACAUCAAAUUCCCAUUCUUGCGCUUAUCCAUGUUCAGUAAAUCUGCACAGUGUCUGUCGUUCUUAAAAAUGUCCCUGAGAUCUUCCUCUAGGUUCAGUUUGGCACCCACCGGGUCUUUAGCCACCUUUAGCAGCAGGUUCUUCUCCAUCUCCAGACG